AUGCCCGGUCCCAUCUUCGCCGCCACAACGAGUUUGCGCUUUGCGCUUGAAGACUUGCAGGCGGUACGUCAGCUGGCUUUCGACUUCCUCCAGCGUCCCAUACACGUUCACAUAGGCGAGAUGAACACUGCGAAAGCGAACACAGACGUGACGCAGCAUGUUGUUCUCCUAGACAGGCCGUUCGACAAGGAUCAGAAGCUGGACGAGAUGCUUCUGGAGCAUCUUGGGGAGGACGAGCUGGCCAUAGUGUUCGUAUCCACCAAGAGAUCUGUCGAGGAAAUCGCCAGACUCUUGAUGAGACAUAGCUACGGCGUCACCGAGAUCCAUGGUGACAAGGACCAACGAGAGCGAGACCUCGCCUUGCGGUCUUUCACCAACAAGGAGAAGCGCGUCAUGAUAGCCACUGACGUGGCUUCACGCGGCCUGGACAUCAAAGGCGUGAAGUUAGUCAUCAAUUACGAUGCCGCGAACACGCCCGAGGAUUACGUGCACCGAAUAGGUCGCACGGGCCGCGCCGGGGAGAAGGGCAUCUCGUACACAUUCCUUGUGCGAGAUGACCCAACUGACGUCAAGAAAGCAAAAGCCAUCUUAGACGUCAUGCAAACUGCAGAUCAGGCAAUACCUGAGGAGCUGCGACUGCUCGUCGGGGUGAAGGCCUCCAAAGGUGGUGGCAAGGGAGGCAAGGCCCACAAGGGGGGCGGCAAGAACGGCGGAAAAUCCGGCAAGGGCAGCUUCAAGGGCAAAGGCGGUGGUAACUAUGCCCGCUCUGGCCCUCCCCCUGGUCCUCUUGCCGGCGUCGCGCCCAUGCAGGGUGGCCUCAUGGGCGGCUACGGCGGCGGCAGAAAUGGGAACUACUACCGGUAG
Messenger RNA from Symbiodinium sp. CCMP2592, 864 nucleotides. The record is from the annotation of a GenBank genome assembly. Lineage: Eukaryota; Dinophyceae; Suessiales; Symbiodiniaceae.